Molecule: messenger RNA, 2054 nt
Organism: Pyricularia grisea
Lineage: Eukaryota; Fungi; Ascomycota; Sordariomycetes; Magnaporthales; Pyriculariaceae
Exons: 1
Coding region: 1-1914 (637 amino acids)
Source: RefSeq, a predicted model, not a curated record
AUGGCUUCUAAUUACUUUUAUAAACCUUUACCCCUGUCCAGCCCCGGGUCCGCAACACGCCCAUUUCGGCUGCUGCGGCUCCUCCCCGCCACAGAGGCCGCCACCCCGCUGCAGGGCGAGCUGGAACACGUCGAUCUGUCAGAUGCACCCCGCUACGAAGCCCUCUCAUACGUCUGGGGUGACCCCGUAUUCAACCAUGAACUGCACAUCAUAGAGAACAGCAAUGACGACGUCGUCCACAUCACCAAGAACUUGUCACAAGCCCUGCGUCGGCUUCGUCUCCCAGAUGAACCACGUACGCUGUGGGUGGAUGCCAUAUGCAUCAAUCAAGAUGAUAUGGAGGAGCGCGGCCGGCAGGUAGCCAUGAUGCAAGCCAUUUUCGGUUCGUGUGAGUGCUGUCUCGCAUGGCUGGGUCCGUUUUCGCACAAGGACGACAAGCCCCGUCGCUUCGAAAUAGCAGAGGAGGAAUACAUGACCGAAGCCAUAGAGCUCUUUGAGCGUAUUGCCGUCCACGACAUAGCGCUCCUGGGGAGCAAAAAGGAGACGGCAGAGACCAUCGCAUCGCUACAUCGUGGCAGGCCCACCCAUCCUGAUCCUACCAAGGAUCACUACCUCCUGUCCGGGCGCGAAACUAUGAUGCUCUCGUCUUUGUUCCGUCGGGCAAAGCUGUGGGAACGUGCUUGGUGUGUCCAAGAAUUGUCGGGGGCACCCCGUCUGGUGCUCGUCGCGGGCGACGCACGACUCGACUGGGACCGGGUGGGGAGCUUUCUUUCCGCCGGACAAUACUCUGAUGCUUUCCACGGCUCCUUUGGGCAUGGUUAUGUCAUGCCCAUAAUCGGCCAGAUAUUCUCCAGCCCCAAGCGCAUCCAAGAGCAGCGACAAAUCUUACAGGACGCCAAGGCUGGCAAGGUUGACGAUGGCAUCGCCAACGCAUCCACCCUGAUGGACGUGCUCGCCAGAUUCCGCCACCUCGAGUCUACCGAUCCCCGCGACAUGAUCUUUGGCCUGCUCGGUCUUGUGGACCCGUCUAUGCGCGUACCCGUCGACUACACAAAACCCACAGUCGAGGUCUUUGUCCAGACGACGGCCGCCAUCAUCAACUCGCGUGGCGACCUCGACGCCAUCUGCCAGAACCCGUGGUUUUCCACCAGUCAGGACACCCGGCCAGAAGGUCUGCCAUCGUGGGCCGUCGACUUUGCCAGCCAGGGCACGGGGGAUCUGAUCUUUGCUCAGAGGGGUAUAUUCGCCGUCGGCAGACCUCAGUGCCAGACGCCCUGCCAAGUCGUCGGCGGAGUCGCGCUGAAGUGCCGAGGCCGUUCUUUUGGCGGUGCAGUGUCUGCGCCCGGCGUCGACGCCUCUCUUGAGCGGUUCCCUGCCCACAUGGGGCCGGAGCAAGUCUUAUCCGAGGCCCGCCGUCUAGGCUACCUCGAGGAACCGGACAAGGUGUACCCUCCCACGGGAGAGCGGGCGAUGCAGGCCCUCUGGCGGACUCUGGUCAUGGACUGCAUCGCCUAUCCGGUCCGCAGGCUGACGGCCGAGCAGGCCCAGGAGGAGACCAAGAGCCUGGACGAGAUCUUUGACGAGGUCUCCGCCCUGCCCGAAGACACCGCAUGGGGGGAUAAGGAAAAGUUUUAUAGAAAGCUGCAGUCAUAUAUGAUGUUUAGGCGCAACCGUGAGACUUGGUACUUUUUCACGACGGAUGGUGGUAGAUUCGCCCUGGGCGGUAAAGAGGUCCGCGAGGGGGAUGUCUUGGCUGUCCUGGAUGGCGCAAAAGUGCCGAUGGUACUUCGGCCUACGGGGGACAAGAUGGGCGGCGUUGAGUGCUUCAGGUUUGUGUCUCCGGCCUACGUCCACGGCUCCAUGGACGGCGAGGAGGUGGAUGGGUCGGAGAUGAAGAACCUACUUUUGGUUUAAAACCAGUUGAUUUGAUAUAGCUGGGGGCAGCGAUUGGGCAGGUAGAAGAUUUCUGUAAUUGGGACGUUGAUUCACUCGUGAUGUUGAAUAAUCAAGCGAUUUCUGGGGGGAAAGAAGUCAAAUAUUUACUCUUAUUGGCC